CUGAGUUCCCAACCGCCGAAGCAAAGGUCGAUAGAGACGCGCUCGCUCUCUCAAAGACACGCAUUCACACACGCUCGAACUGAGACUUUUUUAUCUGAACCGAAUCUCGAUAGUCAGUCCACUUGACUAUCGCUCCGAAAAUCGGGAGGAAGCAAAACUUAGUUGAUUUUGGGGAAGAGUAUUUUCGCCAUCGGUAAGAGGUUUAGCUCCGGCCUGAAAAAGCACUUUAUACCUUGUUUUGAUUGUGCUUGGUAAAUUUGAUGAACUUGUGUUGCUAGGGAUUUGCUCGGAUUUUUUAAACGAUAUUUUUAGGCGAAUGAAUUAUUGUUUGGUGAACUGAAUGCUGCACGGAUUAUUUUUGUAAUUUUUCUUUAAUGUUUGAUAGUUGUUUACUAGAAUUGAUUAUAUUUCAUUCAAUAUUUGAUUGCACAUAAGCUAUUUGUGAUAGGCGAAUGGCGAAUGUGAUGUGAUCUGGUGGAAUGGGGUUGUUUAUCAGGAUUUUAGGUUCUCGUUGACGGAGCUCGAUUUGCAUUAAUAUGCUGAGAAGCUUGGAUGAUCUGCUGCAAUGCGGUGGAAAGGGGUUUUAGUAUCGUUACUAUGUCUUGCCUCUUCGGGUGAAUCAACAGACUUGAUUUCUAGAUUUUCUUCUAUAGCUUUGGGUACUGAGACGUCUUCCCUGUACAAAUGGACGGUUGCCAGUGCGGGGAUAUUCGUGGCUGUGGCUCUUCUUCUGUCUACAUUUCUUAUCUUUGAGCAUUUAGCUGCGUACAAUAAGCCUGAGGAGCAAAAAUUUUUGGUUGGCCUGAUUCUGAUGGUUCCUGUUUAUGCAGUGGAAUCGUUCUUGUCGUUAUUGAAUGAAGAUGCUGCUUUUAACUGUGAAGUUAUCCGGGAUUGUUAUGAAGCUUUUGCCUUGUAUUGCUUUGAGAGAUAUCUCAUAGCCUGCUUAGGUGGGGAGGAAAGUACCAUUGAAUUUAUGGAAAACCAGAACUGGAUCACUUCUAGUCUACCUAUUAUAGAUGAAACUUAUGCUUAUGGUGUUGUCGAGCACCCUUUUCCAUUGAAUUGUUGUCUGAGGGAUUGGAAACUAGGCUCCGAGUUCUAUCAAGGCGUGAAAAUUGGCAUCGUCCAAUAUAUGCUACUGAAGCUGAUAUGUGCCUUACUAGCAAUGCUCUUUCAGUCUUUGGGUGUAUAUGGAGAUGGAAAGUUUGAAUGGGGUUAUGCUUAUCCAUAUUUGGCAGUUGUUCUCAACUUCAGCCAGACUUGGGCCUUGUAUUGCCUUGUGCAAUUCUAUUCUGUUACCAAGAAUAAGUUGGCACCUAUUAAACCUUUGGCUAAGUUUCUGACAUUUAAGUCAAUUGUGUUCUUGACAUGGUGGCAAGGUGUUGCCGUAGCUUUUCUUUUCUCUUUUGGAGCUCUGCAAGGGUCACUAGCACUGGUUCUGAAGAUGGGCAUUGCUGCUGUGGUACAUCUGUAUGUGUUUCCUGCUGUACCUUACAAACGUGGAGAGAGAUGUGUAAAAAAUGUAGCUGUGCUGACAGAUUAUGCAUCAUUAGGAACUCCACCAGAUCCAGAGGAGGUUCGAGAUAGUGAACGAUCAACUCGAGUUCGCUUUUCUCGGCAAGAAGACAGAGUGCAAACUCCAAAGCUCCAUCAGAGUGUUCGUGAUGUGGUCAUUGGUAGUGGUGAAAUUAUUGUCGAUGACAUGAAGUUCACAGUAUCACACGUUGUAGAACCGGUUGAAAGAGGACUUGCAAAGAUCAACAAAACUUUUCAUAAGAUAUCCGAAAAUGUGAAACGGUAUGAUGAGGAGCGUAAGAAGUCGAAAGAUGAUACCCAUCUCGUCCCUCUGAUCUCAGGAAAAGAAUUCUCGGACGUGCAUGACAACCUUCCUGAAGGCAGUUUGAGUGACAGCGGUGUUUCGGAUGGGAAGAGGCCUCGGUACAAAUUUAGAAGUUCGUCUUGGUUGAAACACAGAUAACAUAUUUUUAUCACAGGUGACUAUCUCUAACUGCACUUGCACAUUAUGAAUUUACCCUCUUGACGACUUUCUUUAGUUCAAGUGGGCAGUUUGAGUAUCUACUUCUUAGGUUAGGCGUGACGAUGCAGGAAAAUACAUCUUGUAAAUCUGAGUAACCUUUUAGGUUUCUAACCGCGACGAGACAUUGUUUUUAUGGUGUCCGGUCGCAUUGUUUCGUAGGAAUACAAACUGGCACUUUGCAGAGUUGAACUUUCCUUUACUGGAAUAGUUUGUAAUUCAUCAAUUGAAGGAUAUUCAUGUAACAAACAUCAUAUGUAAUAUCUGAUGCAGUUCUAUGAUCAGUUCUGCAAAUGUUUGGUCCUCAAUCAAAUGUGUUUCUUGAUCUUGUA
This is a messenger RNA of Salvia splendens (bonfire salvia), 2367 nucleotides long. Its product is annotated as protein LAZ1 homolog 1. The transcript is spliced from 8 exons. The record is from RefSeq and is a predicted model, not a curated record. Lineage: Eukaryota; Viridiplantae; Streptophyta; Magnoliopsida; Lamiales; Lamiaceae. Bases 566 to 1978 code for a protein of 470 amino acids.